Molecule: messenger RNA, 1512 nt
Organism: Macrosteles quadrilineatus (aster leafhopper)
Lineage: Eukaryota; Metazoa; Arthropoda; Insecta; Hemiptera; Cicadellidae
Product: zinc finger and BTB domain-containing protein 14-like
Exons: 9
Coding region: 73-1092 (339 amino acids)
Biological process (GO): regulation of transcription by RNA polymerase II
Cellular component (GO): nucleus
Molecular function (GO): RNA polymerase II transcription regulatory region sequence-specific DNA binding; DNA-binding transcription factor activity, RNA polymerase II-specific
Source: RefSeq, a predicted model, not a curated record
UUAUCUAUGCUUUCAUCUUGUUUGUGGUUUUAAAGUAAAGUAAAUCAAAGAAUAGCCUAUUAAGAUUAAUCUAUGAUGGAUGUACACAAGUGUGGAGAUUGUCAAGAAGAGUUUAAUUCAUAUGAGACCUUCCUAAUCCACAAAUUACUCAUUGAACAAUAUAAACUGACCCUUGAAAGUUCCCUCAGGAUUCCUAGUCUUCGAUUACCCAAAUUCAUAAAAAUAAACCAAGUUCCCAAACCCAGUGUUGCAAUAAAAGAAACACCAGCAAAAACCUCCUUUUCUACGGACAAAGAAAAUGGACAGUCCGAAAUGUGUAAAAAACCCAAAACAUUUGAUGCUCCUGAGCUUUUAAAUGUGAUGGAUGCAGCUUGUGAUCCCAUCAUCGAGAUCAUUGUGGAUGCAACAAACUCUGGCGAUGACGCAGCAAAUGAAACUGUUAAUGAUGAUGCUGCAACUAAUGUUGUCAGGGAUGAUGUUGUAAACAAUGAUGUUGUCAGUGAUGAUAUUGCAGUGAACAAUGAUGUUGUUAGUGGUGAUAUUCCAGUGCAAGAUGGCAUUGUCGGUGAUGAUAUUGUAAACAGUGACAUUGUCAGCGAUGAUAUUCUGCACAACAAUGAUGAUGCGAGUGAUGACAGCAACUCUGUCGGGAGCCAACCUGAGUCACUGCGGAUAGACGAGGGUGUAGUGAAGGAGAUGUCUCCAGUAGAUACUAACUCUGAAUUUGAAAAUGACAAUACAAAAGAAUUUUACUGCAAAGAGUGCAAGCGUUAUUAUAAAAACAGAGUGAUAUUGAGAGUGCAUGAGGAGACAGUUCACAGUACAAGCAGGCCUCACGUUUGUCAAUGGUGUCGUCUGGGCUUCAAGACUAAGGGAUCUCUAGUCAGACACUGCCGCACUCACACUGGGGAACGACCGUUCUCCUGUGGGCAAUGUUUGAAAGCCUUCCUCGACUCGGGCAGUCUGGCAAGACAUGUUCACAGGGUUCAUCGCAAGCGACCUUUCAAACAGCCGAGUGAUGUGAAAGUAGUCAUUGCAAGACUUGAGGUGGAGACCGAGAAAACUAAGACUCAAGAAACAUUGGGAAGCUGAACACUCUCCUCACCAUGAAUGAAUGAGUUGUAAUCAUGGCACUGCAAGUAACCAUCACUCUGCUUCCCCGCUCUUUCCAGGAUAUUCCGGACCUGAUCAGCCGACUUCAAGAAAAAUUCCCGAACACGACACUCGCAGAAACUGCAUCCGACGAUGGGAUCGUACGGAUAGUGGAGAUCCCGAAUAAAGCAGACCUUCCUCGUAGAAGUCGUCUAUGAGAGGCCUUUAAACCCUAUGCCCGUCUUGUAGCCAGGGUAGCGCCUGCACGCAAACCUCAUGCCCUUGGUCUCCAUCGAUUCAACAGAUGAUCAACCUCAAAUCCUACCCGUCAAAGCUCAGAAUCCCCACAAUUCCCCUGCCCCCAGCCCUGUCCAAUUGGGCAACACGACAAGGAACUCUUCCUAGCAUUAGAACGACAGG